GUCGUCUCAAUCUGUCUUAUCUUGUAAUCUCCAUUUGACAUUUCUCUUCUUAUUCUUCCUCGCUUUCUCGUGUACUCAUACAACCCUUUCCAAUUUCGUGAAAUUAGGGUUUUCUCACCCCCUUUCUUCCUUCACUGAUUCUCGAGAUACGAGAGAAUCCAGUUUCCUUAAUGAUUUCGUCUUGUCGGUUGCACUCGCCACUGGACCGUACAAUGCUUCUCGGGAUUUGACUUUGAGUAUAUAAUCCCAACGCUUGUUCUGCUGCCUUUUGUUUUUCGUAUUAUGGUUCCUUGUGUUUGAUGCCCAAAUAUCAAAGUGAGCGCCUCCAAUCAUAACAUAUUUUCCCCGAAACUGCUUUUGCCGUUUUCAUUGCAUUUUUUUUAUUGUUGAAUUUAAUUGAUUGCUGCAAUUCGUUUGGCGAUCUCUGUUUCGCAGGUUUACACAUCAUGUUCCUUAAUUGCACCAUUACUGAUUGACUGUUUUUUUUUUAAUAGAAAACUGUUUAAAAUUGGUUUAUGUUUUCAAAAUUGACUUGUAGUAAUUGCUUUUGUGCUUAUGCAUAUUGAUUUAAUUGAGGAUCACUAGUGAAGAAUUCUUAUGCUUUGCUGAUUGCAUGUCAUGAAUAUUUUUACUCAUGUUUAUGAUGUGUCUGGGGUGUUAUACUGCUGCAAAUUACCAUUUUCUAGUUGGAGUUAUGGAGUUCUCUUUUCAUAUUAUUGCAGUAGGAUGAAAGGUGUUAGAGAUUGGGUUUUCUCUCAAAUACUAUCCAAAUCACUGGUCUCGCCUUCACCAUUAUCUGCCAGUAAUAGUCUCUAUGCUGGAGAACAUCGGAAUGGAGAUGUUAAUGAGCAAGGUUCAGAUCACUCAGCUAGUUCAGUAUCAUCACCCAUUCCUUCUGACUCAUCAAACUCUUCAUACGGUGAUCAGAGUAAUCAGCAUAGUUCCUCCUUGCAGCUAGUUUCAGAUACAGAAAUCUAUCAGUAUCAACAUAACACUAAUGGAAGACGGAAGGAUACUUUGGCCAAGGUUGAGGAGCUCCAAGUUAAAUUCUUCCGAUUGCUCCAACGCCUUGGCCAGUCACGAGAAAAUUUUUUGGUUGCUAAGGUUCUUUAUCGGAUGCACCUGGCAUCUUUGAUUCGUGCCAAGGAAUCAGAUCUGAAAAGAGUUAAUCAUAGUAGCAGUAGAGCUCGAGCAAUAGCAAGCGAACAGGAAGCUACCGGUAUGCCUCAACUGGAUUUCUGCUGCAGAAUACUUGUCCUUGGAAAAACUGGAGUUGGUAAAAGUGCUACCAUAAAUUCUAUAUUUGGUCAAGCAAAAACCACCACCGGUGCUUUUCAACCUGCUACUAAUUGCAUCCAAGAAGUUGUGGGAAAUGUCAAUGGGCUUAACCUAACAUUUAUUGAUACCCCUGGUUUCCUGCCUUCCUCCACCAACAAUAUGAAAAGAAAUAAGAGGGUCAUGCUUUCUAUAAAGAGAUUCAUUAGAAAGUCCUCUCCAGAUAUUGUUUUGUUCUUUGAACGGCUUGAUUUUAUCAAUGCUGGUUAUGUUGACUUCCCACUUUUGAAACUUGUAACUGAAGUGUUUGGCUCGGCAAUUUGGUUCAACACCAUCAUAGUCAUGACUCAUUCUUCCUCUGCCAUUCCUGAAGGACCUGAUGGUUAUACUUUUAAUUAUGAGUCAUAUAUUUCUUAUUGUACUAAUAUAGUACAGCAGCAUAUACAACAGGCAGUGUUUGAUUCUAAGGUUGAAAACCCUGUACUUUUGGUGGAGAACCAUUCUCGAUGCCCACAAAAUAUUAUGGGAGAGAAAAUUCUCCCAAAUGGACAAGUUUGGAGAUCUCAACUCUUGUUAUUUUGCAUUUGUACCAAAGUUUUGGGUGAUGUAAAUUCUCUUCUAAAGUUUCAGAACAGUGUAGAGCUAGGGCCAUUAAACAGUCCCCGCAUUCCUUCUAUGCCCCAUCUCCUUUCGUCUCUCUUACGCCAUCGACUUGUAUCCAAUCUAAGUGGGACUGAUGAUGAAAUUGAGGAAAUAUUACUCUCUGAUAAGAAAGAAGAAGAUGAAUAUGAUCAACUUCCAUCCAUACGAGUGUUGACAAAAUCUCAGUUUGAAAAGUUGCCUGAGCCACUAAAAAAAGAUUAUCUGGAUGAAAUGGAUUACAGGGAAACUCUUUACUUAAAGAAGCAGUUGAAAGAAGACUAUCAGAGGCGCAAAGAGAAACUACUCUCAACAGAUAAAAAGUUUUUGAAUGGUGAUAACCCUGAUGAUCAACAGGCACCUACUGAACCUGUUUUGUUACCGGAUAUGGCUGUUCCUGCAAGUUUUGACUCAGAUUGCCAUAGCCAUAGAUAUCGUUGUCUUGUUUCUGAUGACCAAUUGCUUGUGAGACCUGUUCUUGAUCUACAAGGAUGGGAUCACGAUGUGGGCUUUGAUGGUAUAAACUUGGAGACUACUACAGAAAUAAAGAAGAAUGUAUAUGCCUCAGUUGUGGGACAGAUGAAUAAGAACAAACAGGAUUUCAGUAUUCAAUCUGAGUGUACUGCAGCUUAUGUUGAUCCGUUGGGCCCUACUUAUUCUAUGGGUGUUGAUGUUCAAUCCUCCGGUAAAGAUUUCAUUUGUACCGUUCAUAGCAACACAAAGUUGAAAAACAUAAAGCACAAUAUUGCUGACUGUGGUGUUUCUUUAACAUCUUUUGCUAAGAAGUACUACGUGGGUGCAAAACUUGAGGAUACUGUGUUUGUUGGGAAGAGAUUAAAAUUUGUUUUGAAUGCUGGCCGCAUGGAAGGUGCAGGACAAAUGGCAUAUGGUGGGAGUUUUGAAGCUAAUUUACGAGGGGAAGAUUAUCCUGUAAGAAAUGACAAUGUAAGCUUGACGAUGACAGUCCUCUCUUUCAAUAAAGAAAUGGUGUUGAGUGGAAGUUUACAAUCCGAGUUCAGGUUAUCUAGAAGCUCGAAAGCAUCUGUAAGUGCUAAUCUAAAUAGUCGUAAAAUGGGGCAAAUAUGUAUAAAGAUAAGUAGCUCGGAGCAUUUACAAAUUGCCUCGGUUGCAAUUCUCUCGAUUUGGAAAUUCCUAUCACGUAGAAAGGAAACUAAGAACUUGGUGAAGGAAGUAAUGGACUGAAGUCUGCUCUUGUUAGGUUUACAUACUGGUACUGAUACUUUUUGUUCAAGGAAGAUGCGAAAACAGUGAAGCAUUCUACAAGUCCUACGUAGAUAUAGACCUUUUUCCCCUGUAAAAGGAAGACAGAAAGUUAGAAAUGGACUGUAUUUUAUUUUUUGAAGAGGCUAGCUGGAAUUUUCUUUUCUGUGAUACUUCAGAUGCCAGUUUUUGUAAGUCUUUUUAGGUAAGGCUGGCUUGCAUCUUGAACUUAUUUCUAUCUGUAGAUUAUUGAUUAAUUAUCAGUAUGAGAGAAUUAAUAUUCAUUUCUAGUAAAUGAAGUCAUAAUUGUACAGGAAAGCACAGAAAAUGUCAGGACUUUCUUUUCUUUUUUCCUGUGAUUUGUUCAAGUAUUAGUAAGUUUGAAUGA
Molecule: messenger RNA, 3523 nt
Organism: Glycine soja
Lineage: Eukaryota; Viridiplantae; Streptophyta; Magnoliopsida; Fabales; Fabaceae
Product: translocase of chloroplast 90, chloroplastic-like
Exons: 2
Coding region: 619-3117 (832 amino acids)
Biological process (GO): protein targeting to chloroplast
Cellular component (GO): chloroplast outer membrane
Molecular function (GO): GTP binding; GTPase activity
Source: RefSeq, a predicted model, not a curated record